AUGAAGACGGCCGUGUUCAAGGAGUUCAAGACGGCACAGAGGCUCGCUCUCAACGACAGCCGCCACGGCGGGGGUCGGGCCGAAAGGAUUUUGGCCAAGGGGCUCGGCGGGCUCAACUCCAGCCGACAUGGUCACGGCGGUGCCUCCCUCAACACGAGCCGCCACGGCGGCGGCGGCGGCGGCGGCACCGGCGGGGGCGGGGGCGGCGGGGGCGGGGGAGUGGACACUCGCCCGGCGAUCGUGCGCGCGGCGACGUCGCUGAACGAGAGCCGCCACAAGCUGACACAGGGGCUGCGGCGCACCGUCAGCCGCGGCCAGCUGUCCGACGCCGACCAAGGGCAGAUGCACUCUCCGGUCCCCAUCUGUCACAGCAUGGUCGUGGAGGAAGGGUCUAACAUCCUUAUCCUCAAGGGGACUCUCCGCCGAAGGGUUGGAACAGCCACCUUGUCCUCGCUCAAGGAGGAGAAGGCGGUCACCAUCAUUCGCGGCGUGGGGGGCCCCGUGGAAUUUACGGAGGGGUCGGUGGUGUUCAUCAUGCCGGCCGUCCUCAUGGCAAGGGCCUCCGCGGCCCACCAGAUGCUGAUGCGCGAGAUCGAGCAGCGACACCGCGACCUGACGGCGGCCGCGGCGGAUGGGAUUAGACCGGCCAAGCUAGAGUCGGGGGUCGUGUCCGUGGACGCCGGGGCGUCUCCUGGGCCGAGAUUGGCGAAGGACGCAAUGACGAUGGCCGCGGCAGACGAGGCCAACCCUCUCGCACACCCGGACGCCCUCCGACGAAGACGGACCCUACGCGAUGCCGGCCUGGCCGCCAAGGCCAAAGCCGCCGCCGCCGCCGCCGCCGCCGACGCCGCUGGCAAGCCCGGCGAGAGCAGCAGCGGCGGCGACGGCGACGGCGGUGCUGAUCAUCACGGCGGCAGCGGCGAGGGCGGCAGGGAGGAGGCGGAAGCGCCUUGGAUAGGCAGGCGCGUGCUUAGCGUGGGAGGGGAAACCCACGUGGUGGCUACGGACCACAGCACGGCGCGCUUGUCCAUCAGCGGCUCGAGGGUAGGCCGCCAAGGGAGCUUCGUGGAGAUGCAGAACGUUCCCGUAACUGCGGCGGAGGGCGGCGACGACUUGGACGACUGUCGUGACGAGAGGCACGACCACGCCCUCAUUGACACGAUGGACGACCGGUAUAGCGGGAACGCUUAA
Molecule: messenger RNA, 1191 nt
Organism: Ectocarpus siliculosus
Lineage: Eukaryota; Phaeophyceae; Ectocarpales; Ectocarpaceae
Source: the annotation of a GenBank genome assembly